This is a messenger RNA of Apis dorsata (giant honeybee), 4580 nucleotides long. It is a transcript of the gene raptor, whose product is annotated as regulatory-associated protein of mTOR. Lineage: Eukaryota; Metazoa; Arthropoda; Insecta; Hymenoptera; Apidae. Gene Ontology annotation, cellular component: cytoplasm; TORC1 complex. The coding region runs from base 265 to 4122 and encodes 1285 amino acids. Gene Ontology annotation, biological process: cellular response to starvation; positive regulation of protein serine/threonine kinase activity; TORC1 signaling. Gene Ontology annotation, molecular function: protein binding; protein-macromolecule adaptor activity. The transcript has 23 exons. The record is from RefSeq and is a predicted model, not a curated record.
AUCUGCAUAUAGUUAUUACGAUCAAAAAAUCUUCGCAUUCGUGAGAAUUCAUUGGUAAAGUUAGGGAUUUAAGAUGGCGUCGAUUGAAGUAAACUUAUGAAAUUGUGCUCUGGUAAAAAACGGUUAUGCUUUUAUCGUUUAUUGAAUAUUGUCAGUUCAUAGUUUUAAUCUAUAUUUAUGUAAUAUCAAUCUAAGAUUUUUAAUAAUUGAAACGUAUCUUUCGAAAAAAUUGAUUAUAAACUUUUCUCAAGUCCUGGACCUAUAAUGUCAGUAAUUACUUCUAAGUCAUGCCACGAGGAAGAAAAUUUGAAAUCGAUGGAAGAGGAUGAUUGGAAAAUACAGCUUGCAUUUUGUAAAUCACGGCAUAGUACAACAAUUGAGGGUGUAAAUUGUAUUACACAAACAUGGAGGAUGAAAGAACGAAUGAAAACUGUGAGCGUGGCUCUAGUUUUAUGUUUAAAUGUUGGCGUUGAUCCACCAGAUAUUGUCAAGACGCAACCAUGUGCACGUUUAGAGUGUUGGAUCGAUCCUUUAUCAGUGAGUCCACAGAAAGCAUUAGAAACUAUAGGUUCUAAUUUACAAAAACAGUAUGAACGAUGGCAACCAAGAGCUCGUUAUAAACAAAGCUUAGAUCCUACUGUUGAGGAAGUUAAAAAAUUAUGUACGUCUUUAAGACGAAAUGCAAAAGAAGAAAGAGUUCUUUUUCAUUACAAUGGUCAUGGUGUUCCUAAACCUACUAGUAAUGGUGAAAUAUGGGUUUUUAAUAGGACAUAUACACAAUAUAUUCCUUUGUCUGUAUAUGAUUUACAAACGUGGAUGGGUGCACCUAGUAUUUAUGUAUAUGAUUGUUCCAAUGCAGGUAUUAUUGUAGAAUCUUUUCAGCAAUUUGCAGAACAACAUGAAAAGGAAUAUGAGAUGGAAAAACAAGCAGUUCAACAAAAUCGUACAAGUGGAGUAGCAAGUGUUUCAACACCAUCUUACAAAAAUUGUAUUCAAUUGGCAGCAUGUGCGGCUAGUCAGAUUUUGCCUAUGAAUCCAGAUUUACCUGCAGAUAUAUUUACAUCAUGUCUUACAACUCCAAUAAAAAUUGCAUUGCGAUGGUUUGUAAUGCAAAAUACAUCUAAAUUGGUACCAAAAAUAUCGUUAGAUUUAAUUGACAAAAUUCCAGGACAAUUAACUGAUAGAAGAACAAUGUUAGGAGAACUUAAUUGGAUUUUUACAGCAAUUACUGAUACUAUAGCAUGGAAUACAUUGCCAAGAGAUUUAUUUCAGAGAUUAUUCAGACAAGAUUUAUUAGUAGCUAGUUUAUUUAGAAAUUUUUUACUUGCUGAGCGAAUAUUACGCUCGUAUGAUUGCACUCCAGUUUCUUGUCCAAAAUUACCAUCUACUUAUCAGCAUCCUAUGUGGCAAGCAUGGGAUUUAGCACUUGAUCUUUGCUUAGCACAAUUACCAUCUAUUCUUGAGAAUGAAGAUCAAUUUGUACAUUCGCCAUUUUUUGAAGAGCAAUUAACCGCCUUUCAAGUAUGGCUUACACUAGGUUCUAAAAAUCGUAAUCCACCAGAACAACUGCCAAUAGUUCUACAAGUAUUAUUAAGUCAAGUUCAUAGACUUAGAGCAUUGGAAUUAUUAGGACGUUUUCUUGAUCUUGGCCCAUGGGCAGUGAAUUUGGCUCUUAGUGUAGGCAUUUUUCCAUAUGUUUUAAAAUUACUUCAGAGUAAUGCUAAAGAACUACGUCCAUUACUUGUAUUUAUUUGGGCAAAAAUUCUUGCAGUUGAUAGUACUUGUCAAGCAGAUUUGGUACGAGAUGGAGGGCAUAAAUAUUUUUUAUCUGUUCUUCAGGAUACUUCAAUACCAAGUGAACACAGAACAUUAGCAGCAUUUGUUUUGGCUAGUAUUGUGAAUGAUUAUCGACCAGGUCAGAUUGCUGCAAAUCAUGGUAGUCUUGUUUCUAUUUGUUUAGAACAACUUGGAGAUUUGAAUGCUUUAUUACGACAAUGGUUAUGUUUAUGUCUUGCAAGACUUUGGCAUAAUUAUGACAAAGCAAGAUGGUGUGGAGUCAGAGAUAUUGCCCAUGAGAAAUUAUUUACAUUAUUACAAGAUCCAGUUCCUGAGGUCCGAGCAGCUAGCGUUUAUGCUUUGGGAACAUUUAUAAACAGUGUAACAACACGAAGUGAGCAUGCAAAUAAUAUUGAUCAAAUCAUAGCUAUGACUCUUAUUAAUACUGUAUCUUAUGAUAUGUGUCCCUUAGUUAGAAAAGAAUUAGUAGUAGCACUUCAAUGGAUGGUAUUACAUUUUGAAAAUUCUUUUGUAACUUUAGCAUUGGCUGAAGAAAAUAGCAGAAAAGAUUUAGUAGUAGAGACAUUAUCACCAUUUAGUGGAAUGAGACGUAUUAGUUCUAGGGAUAGAUUAAAAAUGCUUUCUCCAAAUAACACAUAUAAUCCAGAAAAUACAGAUGGAUUUGGACAGGAUCGUAUUAAAAGAGUGUCAUCAUCGUCAUCUAUUAGUAGUUUAGGAAAUAAUUGGGAGUUCGUGAGGAAACCUUGCGAGUCACUUGGACACAGUUCUCUUGGAAAUUUACCAAGUCUUUCUUAUGGUAGUGUGUAUAUGAAAUUAUGGCAUGGAUUAUGUAGUCUUGAUAAUGAUCCUCAUCCUGCGGUUGCUAGUAUGUCUCAAAAAGUCACUAAUCACAUUCGAAAUCAGGUCAAAGAAUCUUCUGUACCUAAGGAAGUAAUUGAAACAAAAAUAUCUUCAUCACUAUCUCUUCCACCUUCUCCAUCAAAUCGUACUACAUAUUUAAGUAAUAGCAAAGGAGACUCACCGCCUACUGUAAAUUCUGGAACUGAUCUAUUACGUUCAUCAAGAAUACCAUCACAUAGUAAUCGUUCAAGAAAACCAAUUCCUAAUACAAUAUCAGAAGAAGCAGAUGAAGUUGUUGGAAUAAAAACAGCAUUAACAACUUCACAAUUCGUUGAAUGGAGUUGUGCUCAAUUUGCCCAGCCAGUUAGUUUAGAAACUGAAAUUGAAUCGAUGAAUGAUAUGGAAAGUAGAGUUCAUUAUGAAAGAGAAUGGCGGUACUUAAGAAAUAAAAGACAAAAACGUGAAGCAAGAGAAGAACAGUUACGUGCAAUACAAAGUAGAGUAGAAUUUCAAAUAUUUCAUACAAGAUGUUCACAUUCUCCAGAAGUUUUAAUAUUUCAUCCUUUCGAACCUCAUUUGGCUGUAGCAUUGAAAGAUUUCUUUGGAGUAUGGGAUUAUCAAACUGGUGCAAAAUUGACUUAUUGUGCAAGUCAUGGUAAUAAAAUGUCACGUAUUACAGCACUAGAGUUUAUUAAUGCUCAUGAUGUGACUUUAUUAAUGGCUGGUUCUGAUGAUGGUUCAGUUAGAAUAUGGAAAAAUUAUAGUAGUAUGCUAAAUCGCGAUCCAGUUUUACUUACUGCUUGGCAAGCAAUGGCUGAUAUACAACCUGCAGCAAAAACAACCACUGCUGGAUUAGUCACUAAAUGGGAGCAAAAAUCGCUUACAUUAGCUGUGACGGGCGAUGUUCGCAUUGUUAGACUUUGGGAUGCAGAAACUGAAUUAAAGAAACAAGAUAUACCAACAGGUGCUGAUUGCUGUGCUACAUGUAUUGAUGUUGAUGGUGUAGGUGCAAUGAUGGUAGUAGGAUGUGGAGAUGGUUCAGUUCGUUUAUUCGAUAGAAGAUUACCUCCAUUAGAAUCAAGAGUUAUGAUUUGGAGAGAGCAUACAGCUUGGGUGUUAGAUACAUCUUUAAGAAAAUGUGAAAGAUCUACACCACAAUUGUUCACUGGAUCAUCUUCGGGAGAUAUUAGAAUAUUUGAUCUUAGAAAAAAUUCCUCUAUAAAUACUGUACAGAUAACACAAGGUAUUACAGCAUUGUCAGCACAUGAAAUGACUGAUAUAUUUGCAUGUGGAUCAACAAAUCACUGUAUAAGUGUAUAUAAUACAAUGGGUCAACAUUUAAACACAAUAAAAUUUCAUGAAGGAUUUAUGGCCACUCGUAUUAGCCCUGUAAGUUGUUUGAGUUUUCAUCCUUAUCGUGUAAUUCUAGCAGCUGGUUGUGUAGAUAGUACUAUUACAGCAUAUGCAUCUGAACCACGCAGAUGACUAACAGAAAUGGAAUUGUUGUAAAAUUAUCAUUACAAAUGCAAAUCUAUAGUACUUGAUAUUUUUAGCAUUAAAAGUCAAUAAAAAGAAAUAUUAAAAGCGUAAUAUUGAAUAUUUGAAAAAAUCAGAAGAUGAAUUCUUAUUUUUUAUGUUUUUUUACUGCGUUUUUUCAUAUGUGAAAACGCUAUUCUUUGGAAUUAAUUCAUGUAGCGAAACUAAUAGUUUAUGUGAUUAUAAAACCUGUGAAUAAAUUAACCAAAGUCUUUAAAGACGACCAAAGAAAAGCUCGAUAAUACAAAUUACAUUACAGCAAUGUAAUAUUUUAAAACGCAGUUGAAAGAAAUUUGAUAUUCUUACAAAUAAUGAUGCAUAAUAUAUGCAAAUGUGAUGCAACGAAAAAAAAUUUGAAUGCAUGUAUGAAUGUGUUUAAUAUUUAAUAAAGCUUAUAAUAUUUAUAA